CACAAGGCGGAGGCAAGGAAAUAAGAAUAAAAACCAAGUGGAAAGCGAGCCAGAAAUAGGCAGAGUCACAUGACGGGGCGCAUACAUACAUGCACACUAUAAGCGAGGUGUUGCGGGCGGAGGCACCACCUGAGCCUGAGCGCCGCGCGCGAGCCGAGAACGUGCAGCAGGAGGAGGCUGAGCGCGAGCAGGAGCGGGAGCGGCGGGGUGAGCGCGCGCACGCACACACACAUACAGAGCACGAGGUUAAGGUUUAAGUUCCAGCAUGAUGUUGUGGAGCCUGUUCUUUGCACUGCUUUUUGGAGCAGCGGGUGCCCUGCUCAGCGCAGACCUGGACCAGCACUGGCACAUGUGGAAGGGCAAACACAACAAGUCUUACCAGGACCAGGUUGAUGAGCUGAAACGACGGCAGAUUUGGGAGAAGAACCUCCAGGUGAUCACUCUGCACAACUUGGAGGCCUCCAUGGGGAUGCACACAUUUGUUCUUGCCAUGAACCACCUUGGAGACUUGACUCCGGAAGAGAUUUUAGCAUCCCUGGCUCAAACUCGUGUACCUCUAGAUCUGCACAGGGACUCAUCUGAAUUUGCGGGAUCUUCUGGAGCUGUUCUUCCAGAUUCUGUUGACUGGAGACAGCAAGGCUAUGUGACUGAUGUGAAGAAUCAGGGAUCAUGUGGGUCUUGCUGGGCUUUUAGUGCAGUGGGUGCACUGGAGGGACAGCUCAAGAAGACUCAUGGGACACUGGUUUCCCUAAGCGCUCAGAACCUGGUUGACUGUUCCUCUAAAUAUGGCAACAAAGGUUGCAGUGGAGGGUUCAUGACUCAGGCUUUCCAGUAUGUCAUCGACAACCAAGGCAUUGACUCUGAUAUCUCCUACCCUUACACAGGACAGAAUGGGCAGUGCAUGUAUAACCCUGCCCUCCGUGCUGCUAACUGCUCUAGUUAUGGUUUAGUGGCCCAGGGUAAUGAAGACGCACUGAAAUACGCGGUGGCCACCAUUGGACCCAUUUCUGUUGCCAUUGAUGCCACCCAACCCACAUUUGUGUUCUACCAUACUGGUGUAUAUGAUGAUCCCUCAUGCAGCCAGUCAGUAAACCAUGGAGUGCUUGUAGUGGGUUAUGGCACAAUGAAUGGUGUGGACUACUGGCUAGUGAAGAACAGUUGGGGGACAGGUUUUGGUGACCAGGGGUACAUUCGAAUGGCACGGAACAAGAAUAACCAGUGUGGGAUUGCCUUAUAUGGCUGCUACCCUAUAAUGUAACUGAAUGUGCAUGGGAAUGGUUAGAUGUACCCAUGGGGAGCUACUAUUAGGUGAGAUGCUCCAGCAUAAAUUAUGCUGAUACUCUUAAUACUUUAUUGAUGCACUUUCAUAUGAAUGUACAGUUUUUGGAU
Scleropages formosus (Asian bonytongue) is the source of this 1389-nucleotide messenger RNA. RefSeq names its product cathepsin S-like. The record is from RefSeq and is a predicted model, not a curated record. The transcript has 8 exons. Gene Ontology annotation, molecular function: cysteine-type peptidase activity. Gene Ontology annotation, biological process: proteolysis. Lineage: Eukaryota; Metazoa; Chordata; Actinopteri; Osteoglossiformes; Osteoglossidae. The coding region runs from base 266 to 1258 and encodes 330 amino acids.